Molecule: messenger RNA, 462 nt
Organism: Stylophora pistillata
Lineage: Eukaryota; Metazoa; Cnidaria; Anthozoa; Scleractinia; Pocilloporidae
Product: protein sidekick-2
Molecular function (GO): protein binding
Source: RefSeq, a predicted model, not a curated record
AUGCUUGUACUGUGUAUAUUUGUCCUUGGAUCGGCAGUGUGGUCAAAAGAAACGCUAUCUUCGCGUUCUAUUUCUGCGAACUUAGAAGUAGGAGAAGGAAUUUCUGCUACGGUCACGCUUCCACGUUUUCCUGGAAAUGCAAGGUUUUUUCAAGUUAUCAUCAUUACAUUAAGCUCAAACUACAUUGGUGCUGUCAAACCACCGGGAAGAUUUACAACACAAGACAUGAUGACGUAUGAAGAAGCGCACAAAUCUUCUGUUCCUGCUGCUUAUGUCGCUUUUCAGUUUAAAGGAAAUAGUUUUGAUAAAAAUCAGGAAUUUGUUAUUGGAGAUAGAACGCAAUCCAGUGGUAAAGAGAGUAGUAAGAGAAGUAGUGGUGAUCAGUAUUAUUACAACCAACCACUGCAGCGGAAUACAAACUACAGAGUGUUCCUCAGGGCUUUUGUUUCCGAGGUAUCCUAA